AUGCUCUCUGCUUUGUUGCUACUCUGUUGUUGUAGUAACAGGAAGAUUAACCGCGAGGAUCAAGUGGCCCUGGUUAUACAGCUAGUUAGCUAGCUCUUAGCUAGAUCUAUAGAAAUAAAAUACAAGUUUAUCUGUCUUACAAGUGUGUAUGUGCAUGACAGUAUAGACACGUCUACGUAAGUGAUCCACAAACUAAACUGACUUUAUCUAAUUAGCUUCCCAUAUCUAAAGUAACUUGUGAGUCACCUCAGUGUUAUUUAGCUAACGCUUGCCUGAGUAUUUGUCUGGGUAGACUCUUAACAUCUUCGUUUGAGGGUAAAGCUAGGUAAAGCUAGGUAAAGCUAGAAGGUAGCUGUUCGCAGCUAACGCCGGAUGUAUGCUAAUUGUGAAUAACUAUCGGAAAACACGAAUUUGUAGCUGGCAGAUGCCAUGGUAAAGCCCACGCCCUUGAUCCCAGAAAGAUUUAACCGGACAGCUCGUCCCCUUUCCCUAUGGAGAUGUCACCUGUGACCGGGGGUAAGGAGAGCUCUGAAUCCUCCUCAGAUGAGGAGCAGGAAGACCAUCCUUGCAUCAACUGGAGCGGCCUUAGCAAGUCAAUCCCUGUUUUCUUGUUUUACCCUGAAGCAGUUGUUUCAAAGGAUGAGAGGAUCUGCUCUGUGGGAGAGCGAUACCACAUGGCCUUCAAGAUCGUUCGCACAGAGAGCCGCCUUGUACGAGGGAUACUCACCAAUCAUGGAUUCCAUGAGGUUCAUCCAAACAAUAAUGACUUUAAUCUCCUGUGGACGGGAUCUCACCUCAAGCCUUAUAUACUACGCAGCCUGCAAGACUUCCAGAAGGUCAACCACUUCCCCAGGUCAUACGAACUGACGCGCAAAGACCGUCUCUAUAAAAACAUCCAGCGAAUGCAGCAGACUCAUGGCUUCAAGUACUUCCAUAUUGUUCCUCAGACCUUUGUGCUUCCAUCUGAGUACCCAGAAUUCUGCAAUUGUUUUGCCAAGGACAAGGGCCUAUGGAUUAUUAAACCAGUAGCAUCUUCAAGAGGGCGGGGCAUCUACUUGGUCAGCAAUCCAAAUCAGAUCUCGAUGGAUGAAAACACCUUGGUGUCUCGCUAUAUUAAUAACCCACUCCUAAUUGAUGAGUUUAAGUUUGACAUGCGGUUGUAUGUGUUGAUAACAUCGUACGAUCCACUACUCAUCUAUGUGUAUGAGGAGGGUCUGGCUAGAUUUGCCACAGUCAGGUAUGACCGGACUUCAAAGAACAUUAAGAACACAUUCAUGCAUCUCACUAACUACAGUGUGAACAAAAAGAGCAGUGACUAUGUCAGUUGUGAUGACCCUGAAGUUGAGGAUUAUGGGAACAAGUGGAGUAUGAGUGCAGUGUUGAGGUAUUUGAAGCAGGAGGGGAAGGACACCACAUUGCUGAUGAGACAGGUAGAGGACCUCAUCGUCAAAGCUGUUUUAAGUGCUCAGCUACAGAUAGCUGCUGCCUGCGAGAUGUUUGUUCCCCACAAGACAAACUGCUUUGAACUGUAUGGUUUUGAUGUGCUCGUUGAUUCCAAUCUGAAACCCUGGUUGUUAGAGGUGAAUCUUUCUCCAUCCUUGGCGUGCGAUGCACCCUUGGAUCUGAAGAUAAAGGCCAGUAUGAUUGCAGACAUGUUUUCACUUGUGGGCUUUGUCUGUCAGGACCCCCACUCGAGACAGCCGCGCUCUGACCGAGUCACCCUGGACCCCGGCCUCAAGCACCCGGCAGCACAGAGAGCACAGAAACCUCUUUCUGCACCGACAGCCACUGCACACAGGAGAGUGCGCCAGAGCCCUGCAUCAGCCAGUAACUCAGAAACAGAGGCGUCAAAAGACAAGCAAAGUACUAAACAACGCCCAGGAAACAGCACUCUGAACCUGAGAGCUGAUGAGAUCAAAGUACUGAGGAGGAUACAGGAAGAGGAUGAGAGACGAGGAGGCUUCAUUAGGAUCUUUCCCACAGCAGAAACAUGGGAACUCUAUGGUGGAUAUCUGGAGUCGAAGACAUCAAUGAACUACAUGCUGGCAAACAGACUUUUCCAUGGAAGGAAUGUGAAUGGGAAUGUGCAGCUGCAGGUGGAUGCCGUCCAUGGCUGUCAUGUUGUCCAGUAUGAGAGGAAGCUGUUGUCUCUGGAGGCACGUAAGAGGAAACAGCGGCACUUGACUCAUCGCUCUUCUGCAGGGAAGAAAAAACUGGGAAGGGAAUCCAAGGCGUCCUUGACUGAGAGCGGCAGCAUUCAGAAGCGAGAGGAGCGUGCUCAGGAGGAAAAAGAGGAGGUGAAACAAGUUCUUGAGCCAGUCUUACGCAAGGCGUUGGUAGCAGAGCAAAGGAAACAAGUGGCCACACCAUUGGAGUGGUGCCAUAGUGAGGCUCCGUCCAGCUCAGAGGUAGCCACGCACAAGCCCAGAGUCAACCUGCUAAGCAUCCUUCAGCAGGGCUGGGACCUUAGUAAGGUGCAGGCUCGAAUGGCCUUUUCUUCUUACCUGCAGAGAGUCCAACAAAGACUGUUAGCAGAGAGCAGAACUAACACCAUCCCAGCUUGGCCAGACAAGGACAAUGAUCAAAUGGAGCUGGUGAUUCGUUUCCUGAGAAGAGCAGCCCAUAACCUUCAACAGAAUAUAAAGGUGGUUUUGCCCAGUCGCCAGUUACCACUGCAGGACCGCAGACGCAUCCUCUCCAACCAGUUAGGGGAGUUUAUCCAUUGUUACAACAAGGAAACUGAACAUAUGUUGAAAAAACAAGAGAAUAGCAAAGAGGAGGUUUGUGUUAACCCCCUGGUAUUUCAGGAAUACAUCACAUCAGCAAGUGAAAAUGAUCUGGAGGAAAUACUAACAUUUUACACACAGAAAAAUAAAUCAGCCACCAUCUUUCUAGGAACAAAAGUCAGGAGUGUUAAGAAAGACUCCGAAGAUUCAGUCAGCUAUGAGAAUUCCCAAUUUCUGCCUAUGACCAAAGAGGAUUCCAGUGCUUUAGAGUCCUCGCUCUCCACAGGGAAAGUCAGCAGUGACCCGGACAUCAAGGACUCUGAGAGUCAGCCUUCUGUCCGUAUGUUGUCUGAAGACCAACAGGCAGUGGUUCGAACUGGCUCUAAGACUGUGUCAACCGAGCAACUGAAUCACGUGCUCAGAAGAGUUCGGUCCUUUACCUCAACCACAACUGGAGCAUCUUCCUCCAUCACAAGUGCCAUGCACAUCUAUAGCCAGAAGCUCUGUAGACCCACAUCUGCAGGCCAAGUUAACAGCAGGAGCAGUUCCAGUAAGCUGAAGUCAAACUCAGUGGGAGCCUUUAAGGAGUUAAACUCCCUGUCUGCCCAGGUCCAGUCUAACCAGCAGGCAUUCAUUUCAACCCUGCAAAAGCUGGCUGACAAUCAGGCUGCUUGCCACUCUGCCAGCUCCAAUCACAUCAACCUGCUGACACAACAUUUGACCAAUCUGAACCUGGCAAGCAGGGUGCUGGGCAGAGAGAGCUUCACACUGAACCCCAAGGUGCAGCAUACCGCUGCUAUGACCCAACGACCAGUGAAAGCCAUUCACUCUGGAACAGAGCUACUAAGCAGUGCUGGGGCACUGAAGGAUGAGGAGAGUCAUGGGGAUGGGAAGAUGCAGAAUGCCUAUAGCUUGGUGACAGGGGUGAACCCCCAGCAGCACUACCAGCCCCCCCAGGGAAGUUACCAGCUUCAGUUUGCUAUACACCAACUGCAACAGCAGAACCUUCAGUCUCGACAACUUCAGGACCAAAGCCAUUGCAGACACCAGGCUCAAUGUCCAGACCAGACAAGUGUUCCAGACACCCAGAAACCCACAGACUCAUCCAGUUGCCCUCCAUCCAGCUUUCAUGUUUGGUCUAAUCCCAGCCAUAGCCAAAACCAUAUCCAGACCUGUGUUCGUCCUGUUCUUGCCCCAAAGCCACCCCACGGUGCUCGAGAGGGUUUGAUCAGGAAAACGGCAACAAAGCGCCUCAUCAAACAGACAUCCUCAGAGGGUUCAGCCAGUGGAUCUGUGUCCAGCAGCAAGCAUAUGAUCUACAAAGCCAUCUGUGGUAAAACAGGUCUUUCUGUGUACCGCAAGCUGUUCCAGGGCCAGGAGCCCAGCCACAGAUGACAUGAAGGCAGCCAGAGGCACGUCCUGCCGCUCUGCUGGCCUGACAGGUGUCUCUGCAUGUAACUACAUCCUCACAUAGGUGUGUUCUGGGAAAGAACAACAGCAACAGAUUAAAGCAUGCCAGACAUCGAACAG
Monopterus albus (swamp eel) is the source of this 4256-nucleotide messenger RNA. It is a transcript of the gene ttll5, whose product is annotated as tubulin tyrosine ligase-like family, member 5. Gene Ontology annotation, cellular component: ciliary basal body. Bases 492 to 4121 code for a protein of 1209 amino acids. The transcript has 33 exons. The record is from RefSeq and is a predicted model, not a curated record. Gene Ontology annotation, biological process: microtubule cytoskeleton organization; protein polyglutamylation. NCBI's taxonomy places the organism in Eukaryota, Metazoa, Chordata, Actinopteri, Synbranchiformes, Synbranchidae. Gene Ontology annotation, molecular function: tubulin binding; tubulin-glutamic acid ligase activity.